Molecule: messenger RNA, 168 nt
Organism: Bipolaris sorokiniana ND90Pr
Lineage: Eukaryota; Fungi; Ascomycota; Dothideomycetes; Pleosporales; Pleosporaceae
Exons: 1
Source: RefSeq, a predicted model, not a curated record
AUGCCGUUGCGUUGCCCUGCUGGCGCGCUUCCGGAGGCGUACCGCCUCAUCUGUCUUCGUUCAGUUCGUGCCUUUGCGCGCGGAGUCCACAAUGUGGACUACCGUUUCGGUGCCGCGGGGUCCAAGAAGUGCAAUUAUUGCACUCAGCAGAAGGAGAAGUGCUCCCCU